UCUAUGCAAGCUCGCCAAUCUUGCAACGACUUUCCCCACUCCUUCUUCCCGCCACUGUCUUUCCAUGUGCGCCGCGCAUACAGCUCUCUCCCGAGCGGACUGCGCACGCAGGCGGGGUGGGGAGAUAACCGCUUGAAGCCCACCAUGGAAUAGGAAUACUAUCCUGGACAAAACAUACAGUACACGGAGAAAACCUUCCUCUCUUUUUUUUCUGCCGUCUUUCCCUCCUUCCUCCCUGUCAAUGUAUCGCAACACUUUUUGAGGGGACCCGAGUGAAGAAACAUGAGGAUUAAUAUUUUCUCUUGGUACUUUCUGGGCUUGUGUUCCGUCCUUUGGGGUUUGACGACGGGAGCGUUCCCCAGCUCAGUGCAGAUUGGCGGCUUGUUCAUUAGGAAUACUGAUCAGGAAUACACUGCCUUCCGACUAGCUAUCUUCCUUCACAACACCAGCCCCAACGCUACGGAAGCCCCCUUCAACCUGGUCCCACAUGUCGACAAUAUUGAGACAGCCAACAGCUUUGCAGUCACCAAUGCAUUCUGUUCUCAGUAUUCAAGGGGAGUCUUUGCCAUAUUCGGCCUUUAUGACAAACGCUCAGUCAACACGCUGACAUCAUUCUGUGGGGCCCUGCACAUCAGCCUGGUGACACCCAGCUUCCCCACCGAAGGAGAGGCUCAGUUCACCCUGCAGCUGAGGCCAUCCAUCAGAGGGGCAUUGCUUUCCCUUUUGGACCACUAUGACUGGACCCGAUUUGUCUUCCUCUACGAUACAGACAGAGGUUAUGCAAUCCUGCAAGCAAUCAUGGAGAGAGCGGGGCAAAAUGGCUGGCAGGUGAGUGCAAUCUGUGUGGAGAGUUUCAACGAGGCUGGAUAUCGCCGACUUCUAGAAGACCUGGACCGACGUCAAGAGAGGAAGUUUGUCAUUGACCUGGAGCCAGAGAGACUACAGAGCAUGCUAGAACAGGCAGUCAGUGUGGGAAAACACGUAAAAGGUUAUCACUACAUCAUAGCAAACCUGGGAUUUAAAGACAUUUCUCUGGAAAAGUUCAUGCAUGGUGGUGCCAAUGUGUCUGGUUUCCAACUAGUGGACUUCAGCAAGGCUAUCGUCAUUAAACUGAUGCAGCGGUGGAACAAACUCGAUCAGAGAGAAUAUCCUGGAUCAGAGAGUCCACCCAAGUAUACUUCAUCCUUAACCUAUGAUGGUGUGCUCGUAAUGGCUGAAGCCUUUCGCACGCUCCGUCGUCAAAAAAUUGACAUAAGUCGACGGGGAAAUGCUGGCGACUGCUUGGCCAAUCCCGCUGCUCCAUGGAAUCAAGGAAUAGAUAUGGAACGAGCACUCAAGCAGGUGCGCAUUCAGGGCCUGACUGGCAAUAUCCAAUUUGAUCACUUUGGUCGGAGGAUCAAUUAUACCAUGGACGUGUUUGAACUGAAAAGCAACGGACCACGCAAGAUCGGUUACUGGAAUGACAUCGACAAACUUGUCUUGGUCCAGAAUGAAAAUUCCUUGUCCAAUGACAGCUCAGCGAUGGAGAACCGGACUGUAAUCGUGACAACGAUCAUGGAGGGCCCCUAUGUGAUGCUGAAGAAGAACUGGGAGCUAUAUGAAGGCAAUGACCAGUAUGAGGGCUACUGUGUGGAUCUGGCCUCAGAGAUCGCCAAGCACAUUGGAAUCAAAUACAAGAUCUCCAUUGUGCCUGAUGGGAAAUAUGGAGCCAGAGAUCCAGAGACAAAGAUAUGGAACGGGAUGGUGGGCGAGCUUGUUUAUGGGAAAGCAGAGAUCGCAGUGGCCCCACUUACCAUCACUUUGGUUAGAGAAGAGGUGAUCGACUUCUCAAAGCCUUUCAUGUCUCUGGGAAUCUCCAUCAUGAUUAAGAAGCCUCAGAAGUCCAAACCAGGUGUUUUCUCCUUCCUGGACCCGCUGGCCUAUGAAAUCUGGAUGUGCAUCGUGUUUGCCUACAUCGGAGUCAGCGUAGUGCUGUUUUUGGUGAGUCGCUUCAGUCCUUAUGAGUGGCAUGCUGAGGAACCAGAGGAGGGCACCACAGAGCAGGGCCCCAACGACCAACCUCCAAAUGAGUUUGGCAUCUUCAACUCCCUCUGGUUUUCACUGGGAGCUUUCAUGCAACAAGGCUGCGACAUCUCACCGCGGUCUUUGUCUGGACGUAUUGUGGGAGGUGUGUGGUGGUUCUUUACCCUCAUCAUCAUCUCGUCUUACACAGCCAACCUCGCUGCCUUCCUGACUGUGGAGAGGAUGGUUUCCCCCAUUGAGAGUGCUGAAGACUUGGCCAAACAGACAGAGAUAGCCUAUGGGACACUGGACUCAGGUUCUACUAAGGAGUUCUUCAGGAGGUCCAAAAUAGCUGUAUACGAGAAGAUGUGGUCGUACAUGAAGUCGGCCGAGCCAACCGUCUUCACCAAAACCACUGCCGAAGGUGUGGCGAGGGUGCGCAAGUCCAAGGGGAAGUACGCCUUCCUCCUGGAGUCCACCAUGAAUGAGUACACGGAGCAGCGCAAGCCUUGUGACACCAUGAAAGUCGGAGGCAACCUGGAUUCCAAAGGAUAUGGAAUUGCUACACCCAAAGGCUCACAGUUAAGAAAUGCGGUCAACCUGGCCGUGCUAAAGCUCAACGAGCAGGGCCUGUUGGACAAAUUGAAAAACAAGUGGUGGUAUGACAAAGGAGAAUGUGGCAGCGGGGGAGGGGAUUCCAAGGACAAGUCGUCUCAGGCCCUGAGCCUGUCUAACGUGGCCGGGGUCUUCUACAUCCUCGUGGGCGGCCUGGGCCUCGCCAUGCUUGUGGCAUUGGUCGAGUUCUGCUACAAGUCGCGGGCCGAAGCCAAACGCAUGAAGCUGUCUUUUUCCGAAGCCAUGCGGAAUAAGGCCCGUCUGUCCAUCACAGGAAGUGUGGGGGAGAACGGCCGCGUUCUAACGCCAGACUGCCCUAAAGCAGUGCACACUGGCCAUGCCACCCUCCGACACCCCGGCCUUGCAGUGGUCUCCACCGGACUGCCCUGAAAACCAAAAAAGAUCCGCUGUGCCUUAGUGACACACCAACAUGCAGACUCACAUUGAAGGAUCACAUCAAUAUUCAUCACCUUAUCCUCAAAUGCCAUACAAUUUUACAUCUUUUCCGCUGCCUCUGACUUAUUUGACUGAAGAAAGUGGAAUAAAUGGGAAACAAUGUUGUGAACAUUGCUGUA
Molecule: messenger RNA, 3191 nt
Organism: Syngnathus typhle (broad-nosed pipefish)
Lineage: Eukaryota; Metazoa; Chordata; Actinopteri; Syngnathiformes; Syngnathidae
Gene: gria4a
Product: glutamate receptor, ionotropic, AMPA 4a
Exons: 18
Coding region: 283-3006 (907 amino acids)
Biological process (GO): synaptic transmission, glutamatergic; monoatomic ion transport; modulation of chemical synaptic transmission
Cellular component (GO): postsynaptic membrane; plasma membrane; AMPA glutamate receptor complex
Molecular function (GO): transmitter-gated monoatomic ion channel activity involved in regulation of postsynaptic membrane potential; AMPA glutamate receptor activity
Source: RefSeq, a predicted model, not a curated record